AUGCCGCUUCCGUGGAAGAAGACCAGAGCGACACGGAUUUCCCAAUUCGUCGCCGACCUCCAAUCGCCGAAACGCGGCGGUUCGCUUUUCGUUCAGACCGGGUUUCCCGCCUCUCUCAUCGACCUCUUCGUCAAGAACCGGGAUCACUUGAAGAAACCGUCGAAAAAGCAUAAGAAGAGCAAGAAGAAAGAGAAUCGGGUCGAUGACCGGGUCGACGAUGGGAUCGCUCCGAAUUGUGAACUGGGUUCGAGCGAUUUGCCGGUUUUGGUAAAACCCAGUUCGCCAGAUUUGUCAAAUGUCGAGAAUUUGAAGCCCACAGAAGCUGAUCGUGGCGUUGAGGCUACUGAGUUUGAAAAUCGUGCGGAGAAUUAUGUUGUCGGUGGUGGAGAAUGCGUCGGCGGGAUUUGGGGGGUGAUUCUGAUGACGGUGAUGAAGAUUAUUGUGGUGGUGGUUUUGGCUUUGAGCACCAAGAAGCUCGUGGUUGGGAUCACAUUGUCCGCUUUUCUGCUUCUGCUUCUGGAAUACGCGGGUAAGCACUUGGCUUUGUUUUUGAAACCAUGUUCGAAUGCGAAAUCUGUUAUGGCUCAGAGAUUGUCUGCAUUUUUAUUGGUUUCGAAUGGUUUCGAUUCGAGUGAUGAUAUGAAGGGAGUGACUGCGAGAGAAAAGACUCUGAUUUUAGAUUCUGCCAUUGAAGAGAUUGAGAUUGUUGAUGUUAACAAGAAGGGAAGAUUGAUUGAGUUGCUUGGUAUGGAAUGUGAGGAGACGAAGCCCGCGGAGAAGGGAAGUGUUUGCGCUGAUAAAACCGCCGGUGAAAAAAGUUUGGAUGAGUUGCUUGGGAUGGAAUGUGAGAAGAAGAGGAGGGUGGUGGAUAAGAGAAGGGUUUGUGCCAAUAAGACUGUCGGUGAUGUGUCGUUGGUUAAGUUAUUGGGGAAGGAUUAUCAGAAGAUAAAGCUCGUGGAGGGUGGCGAAGAAGAAGGUGAAUUUGUUGGGGAUAAGAAGAGUAAGGGUAUGAAAAAUUCUAAGAUUAAAGCUAAACUUAUCAAGAAAUUCGUGCCUAAGAAGUUGUGUCGAAAGGGAAAGCAAAACGAGCAGGUGCUGGAGCCUGUGCUGUACAGUGGCGAUUCUAGUUUCCUCGGAGAUGAUAAGUUAGAAGGAUGUGAAGAACAAGAAGACCGUGAAGAUGAGAAACAAGAGGAACAAGAAAGCGAAAACAGAUUGGUGUUCUCACUAGAUGCAGAGGAGAAGUCUGAAAUCCAAAGCUCCGACGGAGUUUCUGAUAACGGUGGAGGAUCAUUGGCUGGCGAAGUAACACCACUGGUUGUUGAAAAGAAGGGAAGAGAACGAAAAGAAGGGGGUUUUGGUUAUCUGGUUCUCUUUCUUAUAGUUCUUGCCGGACUUUUUGGAGGUCGGCUUGUAGCCCUCUUUCUUACAAUCACUUUCUGUUUUUUGUCGAAGUUGAUCGGAACUCUAAGGAGACUGGUAAAAGUCUGUCCAUGA
This is a messenger RNA of Pyrus x bretschneideri (Chinese white pear), 1497 nucleotides long. RefSeq lists its product as uncharacterized. The record is from RefSeq and is a predicted model, not a curated record. The transcript has a single exon. The coding region runs from base 1 to 1497 and encodes 498 amino acids. NCBI's taxonomy places the organism in Eukaryota, Viridiplantae, Streptophyta, Magnoliopsida, Rosales, Rosaceae.